CCCCUUCCGAGGUGAUGUUAAAAAGCUCAGCCAGCCUCCCCACAUCAACACAACUCCACAGCAUCAGCACUGACAUCUGCUCCUAAAGCGGAAAACACUUCUCCCUGCUUCAACCCAGCGUUUAACCUUCAACUCUACAUCAACAAUGGAGCAUACAGUGAUCCAGGUUAUCGCCACAAUGAUGGUUUUCCUGACUCUGAGUUUCAAGCCAGUGUCGUCACAGGUUAACAUUACCAGGACAGGAUGUGGCUCUGACAAAUUUUGUUUGGAGCAACCUACCGACUGUGACCCUGCAGGCAAUAUGACCUGUCUUUUUGGAUCUGUGGAUACCACUGCUAUAAAAAUCCCAAACGGAAUUGACCUGUCCUUUGAACUAAGUGGAAACUCUUCAGGAUACAUCGCCAUUGGUCUCACUCCACGUAAUGCUGAGCGUACCCUGCUUUUCAUCUGUGGUCAGAACAGCUCAGCAAACAUGAGCUUUUUCUCCACAGCAAGGAUAUUCAAUGAAAGCACAGGCAACCUCACAGAAGCAGCAGUGGGUAUUUCAGUUACUGCACAAAACGUCAGUAUGGACAACAUCAAGUGUGUGUUUACGGUUGGUGGACUGAAUGUGACCACCGUCGGGUCCUCAGCCAGGGCCGCUGAGGAUACCAGCUUUAAUGUGGUCAUCGGGAGUGGCUCGAUCAAUGGAGGGGAACUUUCAAACUUUGUGUCUGCUAAGACUGUAAGUGUAAAUCUAGCCAACUUCCUAUCAAACUCCACAACAAACACCACAGCAGCACCAAAUGGGGCCAACCAUCCUGUCUCCUCUAAUGCUGUGCUGCCUCUGCUGAGCUUCCUCACCUUGUCCCUCCUGAAGUUCGCCUGAUAGAGAGCAGAAACAAAGCUGGUAUAAACCAACAAAGACACAGUGAAGGAAGCUGAU
Molecule: messenger RNA, 925 nt
Organism: Cyprinodon variegatus (sheepshead minnow)
Lineage: Eukaryota; Metazoa; Chordata; Actinopteri; Cyprinodontiformes; Cyprinodontidae
Product: putative ferric-chelate reductase 1
Exons: 7
Coding region: 146-868 (240 amino acids)
Biological process (GO): regulation of glutamate receptor signaling pathway
Source: RefSeq, a predicted model, not a curated record